This is a messenger RNA of Durotheca rogersii, 1233 nucleotides long. RefSeq lists its product as uncharacterized. The transcript has 3 exons. The coding region runs from base 1 to 732 and encodes 243 amino acids. The record is from RefSeq and is a predicted model, not a curated record. Lineage: Eukaryota; Fungi; Ascomycota; Sordariomycetes; Xylariales; Xylariaceae.
AUGUUAGGCAGGCCUCAAUACGCCUGCAGCAAUUUUCGGCGGCCUUUGCUGAGACAGUGUUAUCCCCCGGCCGGGAUCGAUUGGAGAAUUAGACUCGGUCACGGACGAGACGGAGUCGUCUAUGAAGUUAAAAUCGGCGGCCGUAUCUUCGCCCUCAAAGUAUUCUGGGAUAAUAAACCGCCAGACGGCUUACUUGCUUGGGCUAUCCAGAUAGAAUGUAAUGACUCCACCGAGCCUAUAUACCUUAACCCGGAACCGAAAACGUUCCAAGACGCUCUCGCGAAUCUCCACGCCUUCUCCGACGAAGGACGCCGCAAGCAAAGGUUUCGAGACACGCCUGGCGCCAUUCCCUAUUCCUCCGCGCCGCGACUCCGGCAAUGCUUCGGCUGGACGAAGGUCAGCGGCAAAGAGCUGUACGCUCUGCGUCGAGAGAUGUGGCCCCCGCGAGCGGUUCUAGGUGGCCUCGUGCGUGAAAUACGGCCGAGCGAAGAAUACUACGCCAUUGUGUACGAGUUGAUCCCCCAAGACCAGCCUGCUAUGGAUGUGCAUGUCACGCAGUCGCAGCUGGACUUCUUUUGGCUAGUUGGGUUUUGCUUCGUACCAAUGCGGCUUGAGAAUUGGGCAGGGCCCGGCAUGUUGUUGGAUAUGGCGGAUAUCAUAUGCCCCUGGCAUGCCGGAUGGUUCAAGGCGCUUUAUAGACGGUUUGUGGUAACUAACCUGUCUUCAGACUGAGAAAGGGAGUUUGCGGUUGGUCCUCCGUUCGCAGUUUAGGUAUCUGGUUUACGUCCCGAGCGCUGAAAUCCGGCCCAUCGGGGCGUGGCCGCCCGUGGAGCUUGCUGGCCCCAUUUCUAGAGCUUGGGAUGGGUUCAAUUUUAGACCCCCCAGAGUGGUUGGAGGGUCCAGAAUGCGCUAUAAGGGGCCGCCUGUAGCCCUAGAUCUAGCCCUGUCCGGGGAGCCGAAAACUGACCCUAGUGACUGGUAUGCCCUCGUAUUAGACCCAGUAUCAGCUUCGAGAUUGCUUAGCGGCGGGCUUUGCUCAAAAUCGUGUCCUCAAAACCCGCGGAAACUUCCUUCAUAGCCACCUUCUUACCCUUUAAGCUAGAGGCCGUCACAGCUUGAUAAUCGUAAGAGCUGAAAGAGAAAUGAAGCAAAGCUGGGUUUAAUUAGGUAAAGAUUUAUUUACUGCCCGAUCUACCUAAUUGAAUAAAGGCACCUUCUUACUUGCCCUACCCC